GCAGUUAUAGAUUCCUUCCGAUCUCCCAGUCACAGUCAGAGUGUGGGUGUACUGUGCAGUCACUGGGUCAUUCAACACAGUCUGGGUUCCUUGGGUGACAGUGGUGGAGUCUCUGGUCCAAGUGACAUUGGUAGCAGGUCCACCAGUGGAGAUACAGGCCAGGGUGAACUGAGGACUGGCUCCAUUGAGGUCUGAAACCUCCGAGUAUACUAUAUCUCCUGAUAUCGCAACAUCUCCUAUGAUAACAGUUGUGACAAUCAUAACAGCCCUGGCCUUGAUACACCACUUAUUCUCUGAGAUCUAAACUAAGCAACACAGACACAGCAUGACAUAACUAUUAGGUGGUUACCUCCACUGGCAGUAUAGAGUCCCACAU
This is a messenger RNA of Geodia barretti, 376 nucleotides long. NCBI's taxonomy places the organism in Eukaryota, Metazoa, Porifera, Demospongiae, Tetractinellida, Geodiidae. The record is from the annotation of a GenBank genome assembly.